Messenger RNA from Alternaria atra, 3747 nucleotides. RefSeq lists its product as uncharacterized. The record is from RefSeq and is a predicted model, not a curated record. Gene Ontology annotation, molecular function: ATP binding; protein kinase activity. Bases 1 to 3747 code for a protein of 1248 amino acids. NCBI's taxonomy places the organism in Eukaryota, Fungi, Ascomycota, Dothideomycetes, Pleosporales, Pleosporaceae. Gene Ontology annotation, biological process: protein phosphorylation. The transcript has 3 exons.
AUGCUCGGCGACGAAGCCAUAGUUAAGCUGAAGCGAUCGGUGAGCGAGAGUGACCACCUCAUCCCUCUGGGGGAGAUGGCCCCGCCUCGCUCGCCGGAGAAGACCCCAAUCCACAAGACACGGUCUAAUCGCUCCUUCUCGUGGUCAAAGCUGACAGAUUCAAUCAAAGGCAAGAGAGGUCCUUCGUCGCGCUCUUCGCGCUCUUCUCGCUCUUCUCGCACACCUUCUAUCGACAAGCGUGAUAUCUCGAGUCCAAUCUUAGAUCACAGAAGCCCGCUGUGUCCGUCCACAUCGACGCCGAGGCUUCCCAUUGCCCUCCCGUUAGCGUCUGUUCCGCGACAGCCUCAAUCACGAUCCAGUCCAGACACUAUCAAGUUUAAUCCCGCCAAUCCUACCGCAAGACACUCAUACUCUGCCUCCGACCCCACAAACUACGUCUCCCCUGGUGGGCGAUCACGUCAACCUAAUCGCCCGCCCCCACCUCUGCCAAUUGCAACCAGUUACGAGAGCAUAACGGGUACCCUAGUGGAUAGCCCGUUGGAGCGCAUAGCAGAGUCGCCUUUCGAGCCUUCCGAAGACGUUCCAAUUGAACCGCUAAGGCUCGAUAAAGCAUACAGAUAUAUGAGAGACAUGGAACCUGCACGACUGCAGCCGCCCAACAUGGGGGGUACCAAAGGGCGCGCCAUGCAACAAGCAAAGGAGAUGGAGCUUCUAGUUGCUGAGAGGGCGAAGCGAGGUGGUGAGGAACCGCCCCCAUACGACUUCUACGAGCUUAUUGGCAAGGGUGCAUAUGGUCGCGUCUACAAAGGCAAGAGCCGUAAUACCGGCGCGCUCGUUGCCAUCAAAAUCAUUGAGAUUGACAAAGUUGAUUAUGAGGAGAUGACACACAAAAACCUCCAGGACACACUCAAGGAGAUCGACAUUCUGCAACAGCUAAGAGACAGCAAGGCAAGACCCUACGUCAAUAUCAUCGAGGAGGCAAGGCCUGUUCACAACGAACUAUGGAUUGUUAGCGAAUAUGCCAGUGGUGGUAGUGUCAACACUCUGAUGAAGCCCACAGCCAUGACCAAGGAUCCUGGACCUGGACUGGCGGAGAAGUUCAUCAUACCCAUCGCUCGUGAGCUGGCACAGGGUCUCAAAUACAUCCACGAAGCCGGUGUGCUGCAUCGAGAUUUGAAGUCAAACAACGUUCUCAUCCUCGAAGACGGCCGCGUACAACUAUGCGAUUUUGGUGUCUCGAAUACCCUGGAACCCGAAAGAUCGAAGCGCUCGACUAUUGUUGGUACACCUUUCUGGAUGGCACCUGAACUGCAGAAGGAGUGGGUAAAGGAUGCGGAUCCGCAUAGCUUGAUGCAGCCCAAGGAGAUAUCUUACGGCAACGAAGUUGACAUCUGGGCUUACGCCUGCACUGUCUAUGAGAUGGCUUGCGGCUAUCCACCACAUCACAAGAUCGGGCAGUUCGACUUACCAACGGCUGGUGUCCCUGUGCUUGAAGGCGAUCGCUUUUCUCAAGAACUGAAAGAUUUCCUAGCUUUCGUCUUCCAACCGGAGCCACAAGAUCGACCUACUCCGGAUCAGAUUCUGGAGCAUCCCUAUCUCGCAGAUACUACUAAGAUGUAUCCAACUGUGUCGCUCGUCAAGUUGGUCGAAGACUACUAUGUCUGGGAGCAGCAAGGUGGUGCACGCCAGUCGCUAUUCAACCCAUACGGCGCUCAAGCGCCAGAUCCGCUUGCACCAGAGGCGGAAGACGACGACGAUGAUGACUGGUCUUUCAGCACAUCAGAAGAAUUCGAGCAGGAACAUGCACCACAAUUUGCCGACCCCUUCGCUGGUGGAGCAGGCUUCAAUGGGAUGGGCCUACCACCUGUCGCAGAUAUGGGACGAUUCGAGCAGCUUCAGGCUAGGUUCAAGGAGGAGUCUAUUGUUAGAGGCCAGAAACGUCUCAACAAGCUGUUCGAUACAAACACGACACCAUACCGAUACAGUGCCGUUGAUAUGCCAGAGCCCUCGAAUGGUCGCCCUCCCUCUGAUCUAGUCCUACGCGACUUCAAUCCUGGUGCGCCCAAUCGCGAGACAGUCAUCGACUUGGACUUUUCAAUGCCAUCAGCAGACGAGAUACCAAGUAUUGACCUGGGUGAGGUGCCCACCAUCCGCGCGAAUCGCAUGAAGAGCAUCAUACGGGAAAUGGAAGAAGAAGAGGAGCGCCGGGAUGCUUUUAAUGAAGAAGAUGAGAUGACUAAACGAGCCACGAAAGACUGGACUUUUCCUAGCAUGAAUGAUGAGAACCGGAAGACCAUGGAAUGGUCAUUUCCAUCAGAGCAGCCUAACAGAAAGACAAUGGAGUGGUCAUUCGCUGCUGAGCAACCUAAUCGCAAGACGAUGGAAUGGUCCUUCCCAGCGCAACCGCAGAAGCCCAAUCGACGCACAGUGGAAUGGACAUUCGACGCUGCAAUGGCAGAAGCCAACAACGAGGCCCCCAGGAACCGUACAUCAAAUCGGAUCUCACGAAGACGCGAGACGAAAGAGUGGACAUUUCCCAAGCAGGACGAUAAUCGCAAAACUCAAGACUUCGCUUUUCCAAUGGGCAGUCCGACGGAGCCACAGCGCAGUCAGCACACCAAGACAGACUCUUCUUCUCCAGGUCUUGCCACCGGUUUCCGACCAAGCCUGCGACACGCUCAAACCGCACCACUUCAACCUGCAGUGGAUGACAAUGAAUACCCUGAAAUGAUCAGCUCUGCACCUGGAUCUCCCAUUCGUUCGUCCAUGAUUGAUCUAGAUAUGGCGAUGGUGGAAGACUAUCGUCCAUCCACGUCGGGCUCUGAGGUCCUUACAGCAGGAACAGAGCGCAUGAACGAUAAUCCAUUCAACCUCGAAGAUCAAGUACAACUAUCACAGAACAACCAUCGUGCCUCAUUCCACAUGAAGUCGCAAUCAGAGCCGAACCACGCUGUACCAGGCUUGUUGACACCACAGCAGUACGAUGAACAAGGCCAUCCUACGAACCAAGACCCACACCAUCCUAGUAUGCACGCUCGAGGCGUCAGCUCAGCAAGCCAGGUACAAUCGCACGCGAAACCAGCACCCAGCUCUGGUCAAUACCACCGGGGCAACCAGCGCUCUCAGCAAAUCAUUUGGGACGGUUGGUCACACAACAUGGCCUACGGGCUAAGCAGCGACGACCAGUCCCCUCCCAUGAGCGUCACAACCGACACGUCGCUCGAGGAAGAAGACGUCGAUGACCUUUGGGAUACCUUCGAACGCCUCAACCUCGCAGCGCAACGGCGUCCCAUGGGCCAACCAUCCGCUCCUCUCCGUUCCUCACGUAGAAAUGAUUCCACAUCCACAACCCUCACAUCCACCACUUACACGCUCGAUUCCGAUACCGAUGACUCGUACCACCACGGUAAUCCUUACUCUUCUUCCUCGGACUUUGAUCAACACGACACCCCACGCUACAGUCGCAAAUCUACAAUCGUCAGCGUCGGUCCGAAUGGCAAGCCACUGGUCGAAUUCCCUAUCCCAACCGGUCCCGAGGUAGAGGCGCUGCUAGGCGUGGAUAUGGACGCUAGGAUCAUGGCGGAUAUGCUACUCAAGAGUGCGGUCGAACUGAGGGAUGGUACCAGGGCUAGCAGGGACUUGCUGAGAGCGAUGCGCUUACAAGAUGUUGAAGGUGAAGACGAGGGCGAUGAAGGAGCGGAUGAGGAGAUGAGAGGAGGUACUGUUAGGUUGAGGGGGCCUGGAUGA